AAUGGGCCUGUACUAAAAUUUUGACCGGGAUUUUCGUGUUUCAAAUUUCAAACUCCCAAAACUUUUGCAAUUUCUCCCGCCAAGGAUUCCUGACUUUGUCUAAAGCAAAUCUUGAAACAUUUGACGUCAGUCUUACCUUAACAUUUCCGAAAAAGAAAAAGACUUCCCUCAAAAUCUGGAUAAAUCAUCUUCCGAACAACAAAGAUCCCGAACCCAACUCUAAUAAGCGACAAAGAUCUGAUUUUGAUUAUGUCUGCGUCCUCAAUUCGCCGACUGAAGGAACGAGGAGGCGGCGGAGCUAAAAUUGUCGGCCCAUCCGCCGCCACCGCCGCCACCGCCGCCGUCAAAUACCCAAAAUCCUUUACCCCGCAAUCUGAAAAAUCAGUUCUUGUAAAUGGUGGAGACAGCCUCAGGAAGAAACCCGCCGGAAAGGAGAACCCCAGGCCGACAUCGCGGGGCCGGGCUGCAUCCGCGACGGCGGCGGCGGCGCUUUCUCAGAAGCCGAUUAUGAAAGCCAUGCCGCGAAUCGAUAAAGCUUCUGCAGCUAAUGGAGGUUUUAAUGGUGCCAUUAGGAUUGAGAACAGAGGAGGAGAGAUUCGUGCGGAGGGACGUCCCCGGUGGUCAACGUCAUCGGCGAUGGUUCCAUCGCAAAGAGGUAGGAGUCCUAGCCCUUCUGAAUUUAAUAGAGUUUUAUCGAGUUCUAGGAGUUCUAGGGCUUCUUCAGUUGAGAAGAAGAGAGGGAAUUCGAGGGAAAAUGUGAAAAGUGAUGCUGGGAAGUAUGCUUUGAAGAAUUCUGUCAAAAAUAAUGAAAUUCCUGACAGGAAAGUAGUUAAUUUGAGCUCAGAGUCUGUGAAAUUUAAAUUUGAUGACGCUGAUGAAAACCUCAAUUUGAAAGAAAUACUAAAGACAAAACCUUGUUUGGGAAGUGAUGUUGAGUUUUGCGGGCAAGGGCUAGAAUCAGGCCGUGACUCUAGUGGUGGAUUGAGUUUGAAGGGUUCAAGCAUGGAAAGUAAAUCUGGUGAUGUUUUACGGCCUUUUAAACAGAACGAAGUUGGUGAAACUACUCAGAAAAUGGUGAAAAAAUCUGGUGGUUCAUCAGGGACUUUGAAAGGGAAAGAAGGAAAUGAAGAUAAGAAAAGUGGUUCAUGUGUUGGAGGUAAGUAUCCCAGUAAACUUCACGAAAAGCUUGCUUUUCUGGAAGGUAAGGUGAAAAGGAUUGCUACAGAUAUCAAGAGGACAAAGGAGAUGUUGGACAUGAACAAUACUGAUUCAUCAAAGGUGAUACUGUCUGAUAUUCAGGAAAAGAUUUCAGGAAUUGAGAAGGCAAUGAGUCACGUUGUCAACAAUGAUGAUAAGAAGGCUAGUGUAGAGAAAAGUAAUGAGAACGAUGAUAGUAAAGCUAAGCUGACUGAGGUAAUACUAGAGAAUAAAAUGGGUGAGGGGAAAUCUUCGGUUACAGGGUUAAAUGCGGAUGAAUUAGAAGCGAGACUUUUUCCCCAUCAUAAGUUGCUCAGAGAUAGAAAAUCCUUGAAAUCAUCCGGUGGAAAUGCAGAUAUUAGUGAGGCGGAAGUUGGAGAUGCAGAUGGUAAACUGAAUGAAGAACAGGAGUCUGUUGAUCCUGUUGAUGAACACCCUAUUGCCAAGGAAUUCUUGGCUUCUCUAAGAAAUGAAAAAUAUGUUGGUGAUAUCAGAAUUGGGAAUCUUUCUUUGAGUGUUUGUGAUGUCCAAGAGACGGAUGCAUCUGUUACUUCUACCGAGAUGAGUAAUGUUUCUCAACAUUCUCAAUCGAAGGCUGCAAGCGAUAUCAAUUUAAUGACAGAUGAAAGACUUGAAGACUUUGAUAGCCAAGAAAGCAGGCCUGCUUUAAUCAUUGAAGAGGAGGCAGAGGAUAGUUUCCUGUAUAAGCUAAAUGAAAUUGGGCGAAAAGCCACCACUGGAGGGUGGUUUGUCUCAGAGGGGGAAUCAGUUCUUCUUGCUCAUGAUGACGGUUCGUGUUCAUUAUAUGACGUAGUAAAUUGUGAGGGAAAGGCUAUUUACAAGCCUCCCACUGGAGUUUCUCCAAAUAUGUGGGGGGAUUGCUGGUUAGUUCGUGCUCCCAGUGCAGAUGGUUGUUCUGGAAGAUAUGUUGUUGCAGCAUCUGCUGGGAAUUCCGCUGUCUCAGGCUUUUGCUGUUGGGAUUUGUAUAGUAAAGAAAUACGAGCUUUUCAUACUGAAAAUGGAAAUUCUAGUGUCAGAACUGCCCUAGCUCCUCUUCCUAACAACUCUAGUUAUAGAAGGAAUGUUAUGUCUGCAAGUACAAUGGCAGAAAACAAACAAUGGUGGUAUAGACCUUGUGGACCACUUAUUGCCUCAGCAGCUAGUGGUCAGAGAAUGAUAAGAGUUUAUGAUGUUCGAGAUGGAGAGCCUAUAAUGAGAUGGGAAUUGCAAAAAUCUGUUUCAGGAAUGGAGUACUCCAGUCCUUUGCAUUGGAGAAAUAGGGGAAGAGUGGUAAUUGCUGAAUCAGAAGCAGUGUCACUUUGGGAUGUCAGCUCUCUUCAUCCUGAAGCAGUUUCAUCCGUUUCAUCUUCUAACCGCACUAUAGUUGCACUCCAUGUGAACAAUACUGAUGCUGAAUUGGGUGGAGGAGUUCGACAGAGGGUAAGCUCAGCUGAGGAAGGGAAUGAUGGAGUUUUUUGCACCCCAGAUUCUAUCAAUGUGUUAGACUUCCGCAUAACAUCAGGAAUAGCUCUCAAGAUUCCAAAAGUUGGGGUUGAUAUUCACUCCACUUUUUCUCGUGGCGACUCCAUAUUCUUGGGCUGUACUAACCUAAAAUCAGUCGGAGGGAAGCAAUAUUCCUCGCAAAUCCAGCAAUACUCAUUGCGCAAAGGGAGUUUAUGUAGCAUCUAUGACAUACCGGCAUCAAACGCUCAUCGCCAUUUCACAGCCAUCACACAAGUUUGGGGAAAUGCAGAACAUGUCAUGGGAGUGAGCGGGCAAGGCCUCUUCAUUUUCGACACCCUGGAAAACGAAGUAUGGCAGGCACUGAAUCCCGAUAGCGCCAACUCGCAGAAUGUCAAAGAGGUAAUCGGAUCAAAUGAUUUGUAUUGUCCAUCUUUCGAUUACUUAGGUUCACGGGUACUCCUCGUAUCUAGAGAUCGACCUGCUCUCUGGAAGUAUUUGUUGUAGUGAUUAUAACAUUCACCUGAAGUCUUAGAUAUGUAAUUCAAAGUUGAUGUGAGAGACUGAGAGUGCAAUGGUGCCUUUGUUGUAAUAUGUUAGAAUAAACAAUAGUGUUUUUAUGGUUGUGGGAAAUCUAAAAGCUUGUAUUUUGUAAUAACCCUAUCAA
This is a messenger RNA of Oldenlandia corymbosa var. corymbosa, 3325 nucleotides long. Lineage: Eukaryota; Viridiplantae; Streptophyta; Magnoliopsida; Gentianales; Rubiaceae. The record is from the annotation of a GenBank genome assembly.